Molecule: messenger RNA, 1896 nt
Organism: Salvia miltiorrhiza (redroot sage)
Lineage: Eukaryota; Viridiplantae; Streptophyta; Magnoliopsida; Lamiales; Lamiaceae
Exons: 12
Coding region: 102-1508 (468 amino acids)
Source: RefSeq, a predicted model, not a curated record
AGUGGCAUUCGUCUGAUAGGACUAGGAGUAACGGAAGAAUAAAAAAUUGAGGAGAAAGAGAAAGAGCCAAACAGAAACACAAAAAGCCUGAUCUUUUUGUGAUGCCAGUUGCCAUGGCUGUCGCCGUGGCUGCUUCUUCUCCAUUUCUGGGCCACACCCUCAGGAAAACUUUAUGUAGAAGGUGUGCCCCAAAUUCAGAUGUUGGGUUUAGCAUAAAAGCCAUAUUUUGGGGACCAAGGAAGUCUGUUGAGCCCACCAAACAAGAGCUAUCCCUUGGAGACUUCAGUUUGCCAGAAUUAAGGGUGGAGGGAGAUAGAAGUAAUGUUGACAAGGACAGAAAGCUAUCAGUUCGAGUGGUUUCAUCCAUCUCAGAGAUUUUACCACAUGAGUGGGAUGCUUGCAGUGUUGAUGCUGCAGGCCCAGAAAAAUUUAAUCCAUUUCUUACCCAUGGUUUUCUUUCGAGCCUAGAGGAGACAGGCUGUGCAGUGAAGGAAACGGGAUGGGUUCCCCAGCAUAUUGUUGCACAGGAUGACUCUGAUAAUGUACUUGGGGUCAUUCCUCUGUAUCUUAAAAGCCAUUCUUACGGUGAGUAUGUCUUCGACCAUUCAUGGGCAGAUGCCUAUUACAGUUAUGGAUCAAGAUAUUAUCCGAAGCUGCAAUGUUGUGUGCCUUUCACUCCUGUUACUGGCCCAAGGAUCUUAGUUCGUAACACAAGUUAUAGGGAUCAGGUUUUUGAUAUUUUAGUCUCUGCAUUGGUGGCGCUGACAAUUAAGUUUCAGGUUUCAUCACUACACAUAACUUUCCCCUCUGCAGAUGAGGUGGGGAAGUUAAAGGAGAAGGGUUUUCUGCAGAGAGUCGGAAUGCAGUAUCACUGGAAAAAUCAUAAUUAUAAAAGUUUUGAUGACUUUUUGAUGGACAUGAAGCAAAGUAAAAGGAAAACUAUUCGUCAAGAGCGGAAGAAGAUUUCUGUCCAGAAUUUGACCAUGAAACGCCUACGAGGAGAUGAGAUUAAGGCUAAACACUGGGAUACAUUCUAUAAGUUUUACAGGAACACCACAGACAAUAAGUGGGGAAGUGCAUAUCUAACAAGAGAUUUCUUCCACAAUAUGGCUUCAAAGCUGGGUGACGGGGUGUUACUUGUUACUGCAGAAGAAGGGGAUGAACUCGUUGCUGGAGCUCUUAAUCUUAUUGGAGGAGACACAUUAUAUGGACGCCUAUGGGGAUGCCUUCCUCGAGCAUACUACCCAAAUCUACAUUUUGAAGCCUGCUAUUAUCAGGCCAUAGAAGCAGCGAUUGAACUUAAUCUUGACAAGGUAGAGGCGGGAGCCCAAGGUGAGCACAAGAUUCAGAGAGGUUAUAUGCCAGUCACGACCUACAGCUGUCACUAUAUCUUGGAUGAGGGCUUCAGGAAAUCGAUUUCGGAUUUCUUGAUACGAGAACAAGCUCAGCUUGAAUAUGUUAUGAAAGUGUUGCAUGAAUCUGGGCCGUUUAAGAAUACCGUCGCUUGAGGUGGUGAAUGAAGAAACACCGUUUAAGGGAAGAAAUGGUGCCGUUUCUGACCCCUCGAUCAUAAGCAGUAUCAGUCGUGAUUGUGUUACCUUAUCUUAGAGGAUGGAAUGGCUGAAAUUAAGAAGGUUCUCUAUUUAUACUGUGUCGCAGAGGCAGGUCGACAGGUUCUCUAUUUAUACUGUGUCGUAGAGGCAGGUCGACAGGGACGAGCCGUGUCGUGCGUUGUACACAUGUUGGCUUGCACAAAUUUGUAAAUGAUUCUACUUCCAUUACGCCAAAAACGCGCAUACAUAACCAAUUUUAUCCAUUAUCUAUGUGGAAAAACUUGCGUUAAGUAUAGUGGUGUUAUGUAUUUGGCGCGCAUAUAUAUUGGAUAUUUGUACGUUA